Molecule: messenger RNA, 302 nt
Organism: Geodia barretti
Lineage: Eukaryota; Metazoa; Porifera; Demospongiae; Tetractinellida; Geodiidae
Source: the annotation of a GenBank genome assembly
UGGACAAUGGGUUUUCCCUGAUGGUGUAGCUCUGCAGACAAAUGGAGAUAUUUAUGUGGUUGAAAAACCUCAGAGAGUUGAACUACGUCGCAAUAAUAGUGCCACUUCACCAACUGGUAUAUAUCGUUGUGAGAUUCCAACCAAUGCUGUCCAUGAUGAUGCAAACAUCUCAGUGAGAGCCACAGUCUAUGUUGGACUGUAUACUAGUGGAGAAACAGGAGGGAGCAUCUCAAUAUCAGGAGGAGUGACAUUUGACUCUGACCAGCUGACCCUCACCUGUAUCUCCACUGGUGGACCUGCUA